AUGACGUUCGGUCAAGAGCCCGCGUUCUCGCCGUACAAGUCGAACGCGAAGAACGAUCGCGGCGGCGGCGGCGGCGACGACGACGACGACGACGACGACGGCGGCAUUCUUUUGCCGCCGCCGCGUCGGAGGACGAACGGCGCCGGCGCCAGCGUCGGCGCCGGCGCGCUGCGCAGCACGCACGACGAGGACGACGUCGCGAUGAUAGGCACGAUGCGGAGCAGCGUCGGCGCCGUUCGAACGUCGACGUCGUCGCGCGAGCCGUCCGCGCGCGAUCCCCCCGGGCGCGGUCUCUCCCCGACGCGCGAAGUCGCGGAGGCGGAAGUGCUCGCGGCGCUCACGCUGGAAGCGGAGCUCGAUCGCGGCGCGGAGGAAGAGGCCGCGCGCGUCGCCGCCGCGGCGUCCGCGCACGCGAACCCGGUCCCGGUCCCGGUCCCUCGCGCGCGGACGCCGCCGGAGAUGCUCCCCCCGCCGAGCACGCGCGCGGUGGCGCCGUCGCGUUCGUUCGAGUCCGACGCGACGACGACGACGACGUAUCCAGACUCGUACAGCGACGACGAGUUCGAGGCGUACGAUCCCGCGGAGGACGAGCUCGAGAGGAGCGCGCGGCGGGAGGUGGUGAUGAUCGCCGCGAAGUCGCUGUCGCCGGAGACGACCUCCUCGAAGAGAGAGGGGAGAGAGGGGACGUCCGUCGCGUCUUCGUCGUCCCCCGCCGCGACGACGACGUCCGGCAGGCGGUGGGUCGAGAACGAGGCGUUUCAGCGGUCGAGCUCGGGCGGAUCCCCGACGUUCUCGCUGUCCACGGACGACGACGCGUGGAGCGAGUACGGGAACAACACGCCGACGACGCCGACGACGACGACGCGCGGCGGGUCCAAAAACACAUCGACGUCGAGUGUUACGACGUCCGCGGACAAUAGGAGGGCGUACGCGGAUGCCAACGCGAGCGCGUCGUCGACCGGCUCGGGCGACGGCGACGGCGACGUCGCGGCGCGGAUGAUGGCCGCGCGCGCGAAGAAAGUCGCGCGCCUGCGCGCGAAGUGCGAGAAGGAGCUCGGGAAGAAGCGCUUCGCCGCGGUGCGGAGUUUUCUGAAGCAGACGCGGCGGAAGCAAGCCGCGGCGGCGGCGGCGGCGCGGAGGGCGGGGCCGCUUCCCUCCGGCGGCGGCGCCGGAGCCGGGACGCCGCGGGGGGGGAACGCGACCGGGCCGCUCAGCGAGGCGUUCAUCAUGGCGAAGCUCCUGUCGCUCGUCGGCGGGGACAAGUCGAAGCUCGCGGCGUGUUUCUCCGUGGACAUGCUGUGCUUCGAGGAGCGACUUUUUUUGGAGCGCGGCGGGAGAGAGAGCGAUUUGAAAUUUUUGGGCGCCGGCGACCAGCGAGGCACCGCCAUGUGCGUCACGAGUUAGUCGACGCGACGACUUUACGUUUUGACGACGACGUCGUGUUGUGUUUAUUUAGGUGGCAAUCGUCGUAUC
Molecule: messenger RNA, 1473 nt
Organism: Micromonas pusilla CCMP1545
Lineage: Eukaryota; Viridiplantae; Chlorophyta; Mamiellophyceae; Mamiellales; Mamiellaceae
Exons: 1
Coding region: 1-1404 (467 amino acids)
Source: RefSeq, a predicted model, not a curated record